Xylaria bambusicola is the source of this 1846-nucleotide messenger RNA. Its product is annotated as LysM domain-containing protein. The transcript is spliced from 2 exons. The record is from RefSeq and is a predicted model, not a curated record. Lineage: Eukaryota; Fungi; Ascomycota; Sordariomycetes; Xylariales; Xylariaceae. The coding region runs from base 282 to 1352 and encodes 356 amino acids.
UUCCGAGUUGUAAAUUCGGGAGUUCGCAUGAAAGGGAUGCGAAGUUUUUGCUCAGAGUGAUGCCCGUGAUGCCAGCAAUGCCAGCGCCUCUGCCAAGAUCUACUAUGUUUGACACAGGCACGAUGUGAUCCUGUCGAUGCGUCUAUAAAUCAAAGUCUGCGCCAUCAUCGAUGUCUCAAAAGAAAGCCUAGGUAGGUAGCCAUCAGCUCUUCCAAAAGACACACCUAGCCGGUUGUUCUCUCAUCUGUUGCCUCCCGCAUCAACGCUGCUUGUUACCGAUCAUGCUUCCAAGACUCUCGUUCUUCCUGGCUCUCGCCGCUGGCGACCUUGGCGUACAUGCGCUAGCCGCACCACCGAUCGCGGCCCGUGGCUCAACGCCAAAGUAUCCCUAUGAUCCCAAUACCACAAAAUAUUGUAGUUAUUGGAUCGACAACGCCGGCGCUGCCACUAAGUGUACUGAUAUUCCCAAGAACUGGGGCAUCACGUUGGCGGAUUUUCUUCGCUGGAAUCCUAGCCUUGCCCCUGACUGCACCAAUUUUGAGGUUCAGAAGUCAUACUGCGUCGAGACCACUGACGAACCGGCCCCGACAACUUCGUCGGACUCGUCAACGCCUACCCAGCCCAGCAAUGGUAUCACUACUCCACAGCCCAUCCAACCGGGCAUGGUAGAUAACUGUGAUGCCUUUUACUUCGUGCCCAAGGAUGUCGGCUGUCAAGUUAUCGCUACAAGCCACGGCAUCACUCUUGAGCAGUUCCUCACUUGGAACCCCUUAAUUGGAGACACGUGCGGCGGGCUUUGGGCCAACGCUUACGUCUGUGUUUCCAUUAUCGGCCACGAGCCGUCGCCUGUGACCACAGCAACGCCCACCCCUACUUCCACCAACCCCGGCAACGGCAUCACAACCCCCCAGCCCACCCAGCCCGACAUCGUCGACAAUUGCGACAAGUUCUACUUCGUCCAAAAGGAUGAGAGCUGCGAUGUAGUAGCCGCAAAGAAUGGAAUCACCACCGCCCAGUUCCAGGCAUGGAACAAGGCCGUGGGAUCGACGUGCUCUGGGCUCUGGGCGAACGCAUAUGCAUGCGUGUCCAUCAUAGGUCACGAACCGGCGACUACUACAACCAAGAAGCCGACAACCACUGCAGGCAACGGUAUCACGACCCCAACGCCGACGCAGAGCGGAAUGGUGGGCAACUGCCGCAAGUUCCACUUUGUCCAGCGUGACCAGACGUGCGCAACAAUCGCCAAGCAGUAUGGAAUCAGCGAGGCCGACUUCAUCAAGUGGAACCCGGCGGUUGGCGGGACAUCUUGUGGCGGUCUCUGGGCUAACACGUAUGCUUGUGUUGGUCUCUAGUUAACCAGGUCGGAGAAUUCUGGUUAGCGUAUUAUUGUAAUAGGAGAUAAUCCGGUAGCGGAAAUGCGAAUCUUGUACGCGCCUGUAUCGAUUGAACUUAUGAUAAUCAUUAGCUAUUGUCAUGGAUGUCUGUAAUGUAAUACGAGUGUAUGUUAUUCAACUCAAUCUCAAUAUCAUCUAAUAAGCCUUUGUUAAGUUGCCACAACAUUACUUCCUGCUUGCUAGAAUACUUGUAUCGCUACGGGAUUUGGCCAAGAUCGCAGGAGGCUCUGUUGUCUGGCAAUCCAAGAGAUCGUCAACUGUAACACUCUCCAAACUGAGGGCUGAAUACAUCGCCCUCAGAGGCUAUAACGGAAGUUCGGUGGCUCAGAGGUUUGGACCUCGAGUCACAGGUGCCCCUGGCACGCCCUAUUAUUGUCAUACUCAAAAUACUAGGGCUUCAGGAGAGCCCUAGCAAUCACCCUCAAGUUUCUUCCCAUUGCGUGAAGAAGAUU